AUGAAAUUCUCGCAUUCGCUUAAGUUUAAUGCUGUACCUGAGUGGCAGGACCAUUACUUGAACUACUCUGGUUUAAAGAAAGUCAUCUACAAUGCUCAGCAGGAGCAGUUGGAAAACGGUCAACCUCAGGAUGGAUCCGUGGUCAUGAACCAUGCCACCAUUUCUGAGUUGAUCAGAAUUGCCCGGAGAAACCAGGCCAUCGCCGACAGAAGAGAGGCGUUGGCACAAGCCAAGGAGAAGGAUGGCUCGCUGGAAAGAUACACGGCAACCAAAAUCAUCAACAAGUUCAAGCAGAGGAAGGGCACUCUGGCUAAAGCAUCUAGCCCAGAAGCUUCUCAAGAAGACUUGGAAAAGGGCGUCGUGGCCACUGAAAAUGCAGAGAAAGACGACAUCAAUGAGAUCCAGGUGACAUACUCUUUUGACAAUGACGAGUCGACAUAUCGUGGAUCUCUUGACAUGGAUGCCUGGACAGCUGCUGCGGGAUCCAUAUCUGCAGAGUCUUCGGACCCCCUUCCUGUGUUUGCUAAGCAUUUAGUAGAUGAGGUCACAAAAAUUGACAGAUUCUUCAAGCCAAAAGAAGUUGAAGUGUACAAGCAAUAUGAUAACCUCAUAAAAGAUUUGGAAGCAAACAGACAGCAUAUUGACGCUUACCUUUUUACUGAAGCCUACGGCAAGGAAAACUACGACGAAAAUGAGCAUCGCAAUUUGCAUAUUAAGUCCACUUUGGAAAGAACAUUAAGUAAUGCAUCAGUUUUCGAUACCGUCAAUCAUUUGGACUACGAGGAUCUUGAGAAGGCUGACUUUUUGGAAGAAGAUGAGGAUGAUGACGAGGAAGAUGAAGACGAGCAUGACCACCGCUCGAGCUCAGCGUUGCUCGGAAGAGACGAUUUUGACAUUAAGCAGCAGAAGCAAAUCACUCUAAAGCAGCGGUCCACACAUUUAUUCAUCACCUUGAGUGAGUUGAAGUCAUUCAUUGAGUUGAAUAGAAUUGGAUUCACCAAGAUCUGCAAGAAGUUCGACAAGACAUGCAACUACUCCAUCAAAGAAGACUUCGUCAAUAACUUUUUGCCGAACAACUCCAGAACAUUUUUUCCAGAGACCUCGGAAAUUCUUGAUCACAAAAUUGACCAUAUUGUUAAAGUGUACGCUUUCCUUUCUGGCAAGGCUGUCAACAAUGCAAAAUCUGAAGACUUGGAGCCCAUCAAUGAUGAGCUUAGGACGUAUUUAAGAGACCAUAUUGUGUGGGAAAGAAAUACCGUCUGGAAGGAUUUACUUUCUAUCGAGAAAAGACAAUACAACUUGAAUCUCGAUGAGAGUGCUGCGAGAAACAACAAGAUGGGCGAUGAGGCUCACUUAACUUCGUUGCUUUUAAUGCGCUGGAAGAAGGUACAGUUGCCUUUCGGUUGGAGAAUUUUUAAGCGUGACUAUGUCAAGCUUCCCCAGUUUUUGUUCACCACACAAAUCAUUAAGCUCGCAGUGAUCAUUCCAGUCUUCAUCGUUCUUUUGACGGUCAAGACCAUGAACGAUAAGGAAGAAGCUCGUUGCUUGGCUGUUCUUGCUGCAUGUGCCAUGUUGUGGGCAUCUGAAGCUUUACCUUUGUGGGUUACAUCAUUGUUAGUGCCUUUGCUCGUCGUUACAUGCAAGGUUUUGAAGAAUGAGGAUGGCGAAGCUAUGGAAGCUGCAGCCGCUUCCAAGGCAAUUUUGUCGGCAAUGUGGUCAUCGACACUCAUGAUUUUGCUCGGUGGAUUCACUUUAGCUGCGGCCCUUUCCAAGUACAAUAUUGCCAAGGUUGUCUCCUCGUUCAUGUUGGCAUUUGCAGGGACUAAACCAAGAAAUAUUCUUCUUGCAAUCAUGAGUGUUUCUUUGUUUUUGUCUAUGUGGAUUUCGAAUGUGGCUGCUCCUGUGUUAGCUUAUUCUUUGAUUCAGCCGGUCUUGAGAACCUUACCAACAACUUCCCCACUUUCACAAGCAUUAGUAUUGGGAAUUGCCUUGGCUUCUAAUCUUGGUGGUAUGGCAUCUCCAAUUGCAUCACCACAAAAUGUCAUUGCUAUCGAGUACAUGAACCCUAACCCUGGUUGGGGUAAGUGGUUUGCGAUCGCCCUUCCUGUCGCCAUAUUGUCCAUGGUUGGUAUCUGGAUGGAGUUGAUUAUGACGUUCAGAAUUUCUCAGACUAAAGUAAAAGCAUACAAGCCUAUCAAGGAGAAGUUUACAGCCAAACAGUGGUACAUUAGUAUCGUCUGUGUCGCAACUAUCUUACUUUGGUGCGUUUUGAGUGAGAUUGAGGACACAUUUGGCUCGUCCGGUAUUAUUGCAGUCAUUCCUAUCGUUUUGUUCUUCGGGACCGGUCUCUUGAAAGUCGAUGAUGUUAACAAUUUUCCAUGGACUAUUAUUUUGUUGGCCAUGGGUGGCCUUGCAUUGGGAUCCGCAGUCACAAGCUCGGGUCUAUUAGCAACUGUUGCUAAGGCAUUGCAAAGAAAAGUAGCCGAUUUCGAUGCCUUCGUUGUUUUAGCAAUCUUUGGUAUCUUGAUUCUUGUUGUAGCAACAUUUGUCUCACACACCGUUGCUACUAUUAUUAUCGCUCCUUUGGUUAAAGAAGUUGGGGACUCCAUGUCAACCCCUCACCCAUUAUUGUUGAUAAUGGGUACAGCUUUGAUGGCAUCUGCUGCUAUGGGUUUACCAACAUCUGGGUUCCCUAACGUUACCGCCAUCAGUAUGACAGAUGAAGUUGGACAAAGGUACAUCUCUGUAAACACUUUCAUUACAAGGGGUGUCCCUGCGUCGCUUAUAGCAUACGUGAUCACCAUCUCUGUGGGUUACGGCAUCAUGACAUGCUUGAGCUUUUAG
This is a messenger RNA of Candidozyma auris, 2844 nucleotides long. RefSeq names its product SPX domain-containing inorganic phosphate transporter (gene PHO87). Gene Ontology annotation, biological process: polyphosphate metabolic process; phosphate ion transport; monoatomic anion transmembrane transport. Gene Ontology annotation, molecular function: phosphate transmembrane transporter activity. Lineage: Eukaryota; Fungi; Ascomycota; Pichiomycetes; Serinales; Metschnikowiaceae. Gene Ontology annotation, cellular component: membrane. The record is from RefSeq and is a predicted model, not a curated record. The transcript has a single exon. Bases 1 to 2844 code for a protein of 947 amino acids.